Molecule: messenger RNA, 996 nt
Organism: Arctia plantaginis
Lineage: Eukaryota; Metazoa; Arthropoda; Insecta; Lepidoptera; Erebidae
Source: the annotation of a GenBank genome assembly
AUGUCAAUAACAACUCUGUACUACUUACACUUGAAGAGAGAAAAUGCUCAUGAAGACUCAAUUUGGUGUUGUGGCUGGAGUAAAAUAGAGCACGAGAAGCCCAAAGAAGCUGAGAAAAAUGGUGAACACAUUGAAAAUUCGCAGGAUUCAAAUCACACACAGCCAAGUUCAGAAGACUUUUUGAUUACUGGUGGUUUAGAUGAUUUGAUAAAGAUAUGGCGUCUGGAGAAUGGUAAACUUGAAGAGAAAUUUCAAUUAGAAGGACAUUCACUUGGAGUAAUCUCAGUUGCUGUUAGUCCUGAUGGAAAAAUCCUUGCAAGCAGUUCUCAAGACUCUUCUCUUAUCUUAUGGGACUUAACAAAUGGGGAGAAGCUUAAAACAAUGGAAACAGGUCCCACAGAUGUCUGGACUCUAGAUUUUUCACCUGAUGGCAAACAUGUUAUAUCUGGGAGCAAUGCAGGGAAAAUCCUGAUAUUUAGUGUAGAAAGUGGAAAGCAAGAACAGACAUUGGACACAAGAGGCAAAUUCACAUUAAGUGUUGCUUAUAGUCCAGAUGGCAAAUACAUAGCUAGUGGAGCUUUGGACGGUAUCAUUAGCAUAUUUGAUGUAGCACAAGGAAAGUUGGUGCACACACUGGAAGGCCACGCUAUGCCUAUUAGAAGUCUUUGUUUUUCCCCAGACUCUCAACUGCUUUUAACUGCCUCUGAUGAUGGCCAUAUGAAGCUUUAUGAUGUGGCUCACGCAAACUUGGCUGGUACUCUAUCAGGUCACGCGUCAUGGGUACUCUCAGUUGCAUUUUCUCCAGACGGAAAGCGUUUUGCAUCUGGUAGCGCAGAUCGAACAGUCCGAGUUUGGGAUUUAGACAGCAUGCAGUGCCAACAUGUAUUUAAAGAACACAGUGACCAGGUUUGGGGUGUAAAGUUUAAUUCAGAAAGUAACAAGAUUAUGUCUGUUUCAGAAGAUAAAAGUAUGAAUAUUUAUGACUGUCCUUUAUAA